AUACUACGACGUUACAUCCUCAAGAUUUAUUGUCACUCUGUAGUUCACUCUCAAUGUAUCAGGCAUUGCACAUUAGUUUAAAGCUAGAAAAUAGAAUAAAAAGUACUAAAAUGACUACCUUCCCCCACUCCUGCCCCACCGUCACCCGGUUCUUGCGCCCGAGUUCGUGUCAUUCUCUUUCUUUGUGCGGGCAUUGCAACAUCGUAUUACGUAGGUAACUUAGUAAAUCCGUAAAAUCGUAUUCCUUUUCGUAUCGCACAAAUCAGAGAUAAUGGGAAAGCGUAAACGUAAGGAUAAAAAUCGACAUUUAAAAGAAAAGAUUAGGCGGUUAGAAGAUCGACUCAACCGUCAUUCAUCAUCAGAUUCGGCAACAGAUGAAGAAUACAAUGAUUAUGAUCGGUACUAUCCUGAAUCGUACGAUUACCCUCACAAUCCAGGGAGUGAAGACGAAGUGCCCCUAAUACCGUGGUCUGAUUCGGAACACUCAAUUCCCGAUACAACGCCCAAAUCGGUAGUCAUGCAACCGGCACCGAUAGCGGGCCCAGCUCUUAAUUCUGACGCACCCAGUAACGUCAACGAACCGGUAUCAGCUGAUCCGGACAUCAGCAAUAAGACUGAUACAUCACCAACGUUGCCGCCCGAUAUAUUAGAGGCCCUCGGAGAUCCGAAGGGAAAAGAGGAAAUAUAUGGGCCAAAAAUACCUGAUGAGAUCUCUAAACGUUGGGGCCGGGUACUCGUUGAUGGCCUAGAGAAAGAUGUAAAGCAUAAACUGCCUGAAAAGCACCUGAUACCAGAUAACUUUCGUUUGGCUAAAGCCCCUAUUUUAAAUCCUGAGAUUAUAUCGGUGCUUAACGAAUCAGUCAGAUACCGUGACAAAUUAUUAGAAAAAGAGCAAAACCAACUGGGCCUAGGCAUUUCUGAGCUCACAAAUCUAGCUUCAGCGGUAAUCAAAGAAAACUUAGAUAAAGUCGAAAUACUAAAGAAACUUUCUGAAGCUAGCCAGAUUUUCCUAGACCUUCAUCACGAUCAGACCACUAGGAGAAGAAAACUCAUAACCACAACUCUUGACAAAAAGUUUGUCAACAUAAUAUCGGACGUAAAAAGGGAUACCUACCUGUUUGGCGAAAACCUAGGGGAAAAAAUAAAAGCCACAAAAACAGCGGAAACAUCAGGGCUGCAAGUGAAGCGUAAAGAUGUCAACGCUGUCGCAUCUACGUCUAGGAAAUAUCCCAAUCAGGGAAACUGGAGGGGCCCACCCCGAACAUACUACCAAUAUCAUCAUCUUCAACGAACACCGAGACAGGGUGGGCCGAGACCGCGCUACCCCAACCAGCAAUACCGGUACCGUCCGCCAGUUCCCGAUCGUCAAGCCCAAUCGACGCGCAAGCCGCCCAACAAGACCCCAAAAGUCUAACUGAGGUAAAUGUACCCCAUGCGGGUAGAUUAAAAUAUUUCUACAAAGAAUGGUGUAAUAUUACCGACGAUCAGGUAGUCUUAAGCUAUGUGAAAGGACUAGUCAUACCUUUUAAUAGUCCAGUCAUGCAAAAUGUGUUUCCAGAAAAUAACAAUUUUAGUUUUCUAGAAAUUGAGCAAAUAAAUAGUGAGAUUAAAAAAUUAAAGGACUUAGGCGCGUUGAUAGAGUGUGAAGAUAUGCCUGGACAGUUUUUAUCUAGUAUCUUUCUUACUCCUAAACCAGAUGGGUCUAAUCGUUUCAUACUUAAUCUUAAAAACCUCAAUAAACACAUUGCACAUCAACAUUUUAAAAUGGAAGAUGUGCGAACGGUUACAAAGCUUAUGACAAAAAACUGUUUUAUGUCCACCAUAGACCUAAAAGACGCAUAUUUUUUGAUCCCGGUUAAUAAUAAGAGCAAAAAGUUUCUGAGGUUCAAAUUUCAGGGGAAUACCUUUGAAUUUCAGUGCUUGCCUUUCGGCCUUUCUUUGGCGCCAUAUAUAUUUACCAAAUUACUUAAACCGGUGAUGGCGGUUCUAAGAAGCAAAGGCUACAUACUAGCUAUUUACCUAGAUGAUAUAAUGUGCUUAGGUGGUACUUAUAAUGAAUGUCUUACUUGCGCUACGGAAACCGUUAAUAAAUUAAAAAAUCUAGGUUUCGUAAUAAACCACACUAAGAGUAAAUUAAUACCUAGUCAAGUUCAGACUUACCUCGGUUUUGAGUUGGACUCUGUUAAUAUGCGUCUAGGCUUACCAAAUAAGAAACGACAAAAAAUUUUAGAGUGCCUCAAAUAUACUCACAAUAAAAAUUCAAUCACUAUACGUGAUUUCGCCAAGCUUUUGGGUCAAUUAUGCUCAGCCUGUCCAGCGAUUGCUUACGGAUGGGUUUACACCAAACCCUUAGAGCGUGACAAAUUUCUUUCCUUACAAAAAUCGGGAGACAACUAUGAUAGCCUUAUUAGUAUCGGUGCUCACCUUAAUCCGGACUUUACAUGGUGGAAAAAUAAAAUUUUAACUUCAUAUAACCAAAUCCGAGACGGUAAAUUUAUUUUAGAAAUUUUUUCAGACGCAUCCUUGACAGGCUGGGGAGCAUAUUGUAACGGUGAAAGAACCGGAGGUUUUUGGAGCCCACAGGAGGUCAAAAGACACAUAAAUUUUCUCGAGCUACUUGCAGCUUUUAAUGGUUUAAAAUGCUUUGCUCGGGAUCUUAACAACGUAGAAAUAUUACUACGCAUUGACAAUACCACUGCCAUAUCAUACAUAAACAAAUUUGGCGGAGUACAGUAUAUUCACCUAAAUAAUAUCACACGUAAGAUAUGGCAGUGGUGCGAGUCACGCCAGUUAUACAUAUAUGCGUCAUACAUUAAAUCCAAAGACAACGUUGAGGCAGACGAAGAAUCUCGUCAUCGCAAUAUCGAUACGGAAUGGAGCUUAUCUCUAGUAGCAUUUCAAAAAAUUACUCGUUGCUUUGGAUUUCCUGAAAUUGACCUGUUUGCUUCCAGAUUAAAUAAUAAAUGCCUCAAGUAUAUUUCGUGGAAACGCGACCCUGAGGCAUUUGAUAUUGACGCAUUUACGCAAAACUGGGCUAACUUUUUCUUUUAUGCUUUUCCGCCUUUCUCACUUAUUCUCAAAAGUCUGAGGAAAAUCAUAAAUGAAAAAGCUACAGGUGUAAUGGUUGUUCCUGACUGGCCCAGUCAACCCUGGUACCCAAUCUUCAUGAAGCUCUCCAAACAUAAACCGAUAUAUUUCAGUCCCGAGCCUGAGUUGCUUCUUUCUCCUUUCAGGAAGAGACAUCCUCUCUGGAGUCGCCUUUCCCUGGUGGCAUCACUAUUAUCCGGGAAGCAUUUAGAAGACAAAAUCUAAAUC
Cydia amplana is the source of this 3315-nucleotide messenger RNA. RefSeq lists its product as uncharacterized. The coding region runs from base 272 to 1414 and encodes 380 amino acids. NCBI's taxonomy places the organism in Eukaryota, Metazoa, Arthropoda, Insecta, Lepidoptera, Tortricidae. The record is from RefSeq and is a predicted model, not a curated record. The transcript has 2 exons.